CUUGACUAUAUGUGACUCCCUUGCGACAACAAAAGUGGAUGCCUAAAUAUGCCAUAAUAAGUCCUGAAGUGCUCGACUUCGACGCACACGAUGACACAAGGGUUGACCAGGCCUCACCUGGCGCACGUAAGAUGGCCUGCUCAUUACCAUAUGCUGCAGAGCAUUGCAUCUCCUAGAACGAGGAUUGCGUCGCGAAGCCGGCAAAGGAGGAGGACGUCGACCUUGGAGCCCAAGCUUUCGCCAGUAGUAGCCAUUUCAUACUUGACGUUGCUAUUAUGUGCGUCGAUUGGUGCAGCAGAGAGCGAUUCGCCACUGUCGCCCACAGCAUUCAUUACGUCCCACUGUGGCGAGGCAGCUCAAAACAGUGCGGGCGCUGAUGGAAUAAUCAGUUUCACAUGUAUCUGGUCGGGGAGCAUCACGCUGGUGGCCGGCCCGGAGGCGACCCUACCCGCACAGCCGUCCCUGACGUUGGGACCAGCAUCGACAGCAGCCGACACACCCACGUCGCUGCACCUGUCCUCGCUCACCCGCGCCCUGGCGGUGCCAGCCACCAGCCGCCUGGAGCUGCGGGGACUGCUGGUGACAGGCGCAGCGCUGCCCACGGCGCCCUACCCCCUACCGCCGGCCUCCUUCCUGGCCCUGUCCGCUAUCCGCCUGCUCCCGGCUACGGCGAGCAGCGGCAACGCCAGCAGCAGCGGCAAUGUCACCAGCCCCAGCCCCAGCGGUCCCCGACUGAGCCUGCGGGAUGUGUUGAUUACCACACCCUCCUGCGUGGCCCUGUCCCUGCACCAGGACUUUGCGUGCCGCGCCUCGCCUUCUCCCAACUUCACCGUCACUGCCAACUCGCUGCUAGUGCACCGCUUCACCACACCCACCGCCGACCUGACCAAUGUGAGCCUGCGCUGCUCCGGACCAGCCAUGCCUUUCUCUUGCCUGGCCGUGUCCGUGUCCUCGGGUGCGCAGCUGCUGGGGGCCAUAUCAGAGCUACAGGACGCCAUCCAGAGCGGAUUGCAGCAAACGUUCACCCCGGUGCCGGCAUUCAUUCACGUGGCGACCAGCUUUUCCCUAGUGCCGCCUGCUGAGGGGCCCGGCAGUAGCAACGGCAGCAGCAGCCCUCGGGUGUUGCAGCCCGUGGAGGUAGUCAUUCCACGGCUGGUCAUCGGCGGCAGUAGCAUCAACAGCAGUAGCAACAGCACCGGCAACAGCAGCUCCUCACUUCCAGCAGCAGUGCUACAGCCUCCCGAUGCUUUGCCAGAGCUGGACCUGGCUGGCAGUGUGGGGCUGCUGGUGCUGCGGGCGGGGGCGGGUGUGGUGCUGCAAGACCUGGUGCUCCGCAGGCCGCCGCUGGGCCCUGAUGACGUCCUGCCUCGUUCGCUGCUGCGGCUGCCGCUGUGGACGUUUGACUUCAACCGCAACAUGCUGGGCUGGAGCAAGGGGACCCUGUUGCAACUCGCCAGGGGCGUGGUGGUCAAGGACGUGCCGCGGUCGGAGCUGGCCAUGUACCUUUUGGACGACGCCGUGACGGACGGCACGGACCUUGAUGCCGUGAACGCGGCACUGCCGCCGGCGCUGCGGCCAUGGCGGCUGGCAGUGAACAAUGGCGUGUUCUUCAACAAGCAGAUCAACCCAGUUCCGGGCACGCCCGGCGACGUGUGGGUGGAGUGGUUUAGUUCCAAGAGUUCCAUCACGACCCUCAGCCGCGUGCUGCUACAGCCGGAGACCUGGCUCUGCCCGGGCGGCAGUAGCAGUGACAGCAGUGACGGCGGCGGUAACGGCAGUAGCAUUAAUGCGACAGCAACAACUGCCGCUGCUUGGGCGGCGGCGGCUUCGCCGGAUGAGGGCUGCCUCGGCCGGGAGCCGCUGUGGGCUGUGGUGCCAGCGGGCCUCAGCAUCGGCACCGAUACUGCAACAGCGCACACGGCCGUACACAGCAGCAGCGGCACACGUGCGCGGCCGCUGGUUUCGCUGUCGUCUGUGUCGCGGGAGCUCUCAGACACGAUUGGCGUGCUCCCUCGCGACCUGGACGCAGGCGCAUGGCGAACCCCCGCCUGCACAGCGUUCAUGAUCCGCAGCCAAGUCUCGCCCCUCCGCGUUUGGCCGAUGCCUGUCCGCAUCAGCGAGGAGUCAGACUACCCCGGAUACGAAGUCAUUCGUAGCAGGGCAGUCCUGGCGGGUGCUCCGAACACCGUGCGGGUGUUGGACCUGCAGCAGCUGAUCAGCGCAUUGCGGCUGCCCGCUGCGGCGGCGUUGGAAAGCCAGGUGGCGGCGGCGCUGGCUGCAGAUGGUGGGCCUGAGGUGGCGGUGGCGGCAGCGGCGAGCGUUACCCUGACGUUGCGGUCGCUGGUGCUUGCAAACCUGCCCAGCUCCAGCGGCUGCCGUGCGGGGCAGCAGGCGGGGUGUGAGGUGCAGCUUGCACGGUUGGCGGCUGCAGAAGCAGUUGCCGCCAGUGCCUCCUCUGAGGAACCCGGGGACCGCCACCGUCACAGGCGACAGGCGCUGGCGUCUGCAGAUGCAGGUGCGGACGGCGCGACGCAGGGCAUGCCCCCUGCCCUCGCCAACUUCACCUCCUGCCUGUGGUCAGUGGAGUUUGACCGCCUCACGGCGUGGCACCAACUCACGGCAGGCGGCAGCAGCAACAGCAGCAGCAGCAGCAGCAGCUCUGCUGCUGGCUCCUUGCGGCCUGCGGGCCUGCCGUACGUGUUCCUGGAAUCGGUGGUGCUGCUACUGCCGGCGGCGGAGCUGCAGCUGCUGGCGGCGCUGUGGAGUUCACCUGACCGUGCUGCCGUGAGUGGCGCAGCCGCAGCGGUCGGCGCCGGCUUUGCUGAGCACUUGGCGGCGGCGCUUGCGGCGUCCUCGGCGCCAUUGCCACAGCUGCCCGGGGCGCCUCCCUCCCUGGCGUUUGAGCGCUUCGUGUGGUGCGGACUGGAGGGUCGCAACGUGACGCUGACGUCAGCGGUGGAUCCGGCAUGGGGCAUCAAGCCCGGCAGCCUGGCGCUGCCGCCUCUGGCGGCGCAGCUGCCGCAGCGGCUGCUUGGGUUGCUACCCGGCGGCGCUGGCGGCAGUGGCAGCGGUGUUGUCUCCGCUGGUGUGCCGCCACCGCCAGCCGCCACGCCGCCGCCCAUAGACAUGCCGACUUCCCCAGCUGCGGAUGCCUCCGGUUGUGGCAGUGAUGGCACCGCCAACGCAUCCUACUGUAUCGGCGGCGCCGGCGACAGAGAUCAUGGUGGCAGCACACAGACAGGCAGCAGCAGCAAGAGCAGCAGCAGCGUUGAAGUCAACGUCACGGUCCCAGCCGCCGCCGCGGCGGCAGCGUUGGCGGCGCUGGUGGGUGCUGUGGUUGUACUAUUGCUGUGGCGGCGGCGCAGCCAUCUGCGGGACGCGCCGCCGCCUUCAGCAGCAGAUAACGCGUGUCUCAAGCCGCCCAAGGCCCAGAAAUCUUGCAGCUCUAGCCAGGACGCUCUUUCAGAGGAGAGCAGCCAACACGGCAGCCACGCCAGCGGCGACAGCAACUGGAGGUGCGGCGGGAAGCCCCGCGCCCAAGGCGGCGAGCAUGCUGGCUUCCCCAUCACCAGCAUCACUGGCCGCCCGUCGCCGCCGCUUUCAAGUGCGGACACUGGGUCCUCAAGGGGCACCGCUGCUGUCGACUGCCAACUGGCUGCCGGCAGCACAAUUGUGGUUGCAGUCGCAGCGGCUAGCGUUGACGUCAGCCGCGGGGCUGUUACGGCGGCGGCCGCCGCUGGCAGUGGGAGCGGCCUGCAGCCGCUUAAAGGAGGCGCUGCUGGCGACGCAGCCCCGGCGCAGCCCGGCAACCUUGGUGGUAGCGACCCGACGCCCGCUGCAGGGUCUCCCGACUCUUCAGCAGAUCUCAGCGCCGUGUUGCUGGCAGCAGGCACGGCGUCCGUCGACACGCAGGCCAGCAUGACCACGCCAGUGCCAGCAGCAGCGAUUGGGGUGCGGCUGCCGCUUGGCACGGGUGCGGGGGUUGUGGAGCAUGGCGCCGGUGCAGGCGGCAGCCGCGGCAUUGCUUCCAGCUCGGCGCACGGCGUGCACCGCAGCGCCACCGCCGUACGCCGCCACGGCCAGCACUUGCAGCUGCUUGCCCACGUGCCAGCGGUGCCACAAGCGCAGGCACCAGCAGCCGCGCAGAGGGCCUCAUCAGUGACAUUGACAGUGGCAGCGGCUCGGCAGUGUGGCACGCAGGUGCUGGUGGCGGCAGGCGCACCCGGCACCGCUGGCGACUGUGAAUGCAUCUACACUGGAGGCAGUGGGGGCAAUGGCAGCAGCCGGGCGGAAACGCCGCGGCAACCUGCUUCCGCCGCGGGUUCGAUCAGGCUGGCGGCUUUGCGGCUUCGGGCGGCACUGUGGGGCGCGGGGCAAAGCACCACUGGCGAGGCACCUUCGAGGCCCAUGCCCACUCCCUUGGCGCUCUCUGGGACAACCACCACCAGUGCGGCCCAUGCAGCGGCAGACAGCGGGCGUCAGGAUGGUGCCGCGGACCUGCACGCCACGUCCCAGGCAGUAUCAGGUGGCGUGCAGAUCCCCAUGUCGCCUGUGGGGCCACAGCUUGGGCGAGCAAGCAGCGGCGCCGAGGCUGCGUUUAGGGCGGCCGGCGGUAUGGCCCUUAUGGUGGCCAUGCGGCUCAGGGGCGGUGGGGCAGCGGGUGCGCGCGGGCAGGGCGCAAGCGGGUCGGCUGUCACCGCCACGCACGCUGGGGAAGGAGGUGCGUCCGGAGCGGGCCCGGGCUCGGGCGUGCAGCGGCGGUCACUGCAGGUGCAGGCAGGUGCCGGGGUUGUGGCAGCAGCGGCUGGAGUGGCGGGGGCAGGACCGGCAUCGGCGGCAGCGGCAGGGACGGGGCGGACGCCCUUCACCACCAAGGCGGCGGUAUCAUCCGCCUCCGCAGCUUCUGUCUCAGCAGCCGCACAGCGGCAGGACCGAGGCGUGCUCGCCCGCGCGCUCGCCGGCAUCCACCGGGACAUGCAGGCGAUGCAGGCGGCGGUGGAGGUGGCGGUGAAUGAAGCGGGAGGAGGGUGCGACGAAGACGCCGGGCCCAGCACCUCGGGGGAUCUGCGAGGUAGGUCACACCUGGCCAGCUCAAGUGACGGCGGCCCGAUGCCGCCCACCAGCUUCACGGCAGCUAGCGCCCCCCUGCCGCCGGCCGCCGAGGAUUCGGCGGCGGUGUCUGCGACUGCCCCUGCUCCGUUCCUCACUUCGCUCGGUGGCGGCGACUCCGCUGCUGGCGGUUCCGUGUGCAAGGGCGGAAGCGGCGGCGUGUGCGGCCCCCUGACUGGUGUGUCCAUCACGCGCGAACUGGGCCGCGGCGCACAGGGUGUGGUGUACGCCGGCACCUGGCGCGGACUGAACGUGGCAAUCAAGAGCUCGCUGCUGCACCGCAGCUGCCAUGCUGGCGCUACUGCCACUGCCGGCAGCGGUGCUACAGCCGGUGCUGCCCCCACUGCUGGGCUGCACCCGGGCAUUGCACAGGCAGUGCAGGAGGCUGCGAUCAGCGCGGCUGUGUCACACCCCAAUGUGGUCGCCACCUACACCUACUCCCUGCAGCAGCUAGGCGCCGGCAUGGGUGUUGGGACGCAAGGCGCGUCAUUGUUGCCGAGUCAGGAUACCUCCCAGCUCAGUAUUGACUCGGAGGCGGCACGCGGCGAAGCGGAGGCUUGGAAGCUGACGCUGGUGCAGGAGUUGUGUGACGCCAACAGCCUGCGGCACUGCCUGGCGACCGGGCGACUGGUGCGCGCGCGGGCAGUGCGGGUGCAGCAACCACAGCCUCUGAGCGGUACCAGGCUCGCGGGCAGCGGAACUGUCGUUGCAGCAGCGCUUGAGUGGGCUCCCUUACUCAUUCCCAUCAAUCGCGCUAGCAGCACCAGCCAACAGCCCAACCCCAAACUCAGCACUGGGUCAGGAGCUGUGUCAUUACACCGGUGUGCCUCUGCGUUGGGCCCACUGCACCCAUUCGUGGUUGGCUCGUGUGGCGAGGGCAGCGCAAACACUAGUAUGACGGUCAUUCACAGCCGCCAUGAUGGCGGCAGCAGCAGCGGUGCUAAGCCCGAAGGCACGGGCACUCGCGCUGAGCGUGCCGCUGCCAUGGCCGACGGCGGCCAAUCAUCCAGUGCGGACUCACAGCAGCUGCAGGCACCUGCGCCGCUGUCUGUGGAGGUGAUGCUUUCGGUAGCACUUCAGGUCGCGCGCGGCCUGGCGCACCUGCACGAGCGCUCCAUCGUGCACGCAGACGUCGGCUCAGCCAACGUGCUGCUGCAGACCACCGACAGCGGCGCUAGUCGGGGCUGCAUGGGGCAGGGCGCAAGUGCAGUGGGUGGCGCCCGCGCCGGCACCUACCUAGCUGCACCAGGCAUGCUGGCUGGCCCUGGGGAGGUUAGGGCACUCCCGCACCACGCCGGCGCACACAGCAACCUUGGUGGCAGCGCCCUCAGUGAAGCCGGCCCCUCCGACCCGUACACCUACGGGUACGUGGCCAAGGUGUGUGACUUCGGCCUGAGCGGGCGACUGGACGUAGACGCAGGCGCCACGCACAUCAGCGGCCCCGCACGCCGCUCCUCCGCCUACUCAGCGCCUGAGCUGGUGCGCUGCGGGCGAGCAGGCCCCGCCAGCGAUGUGUAUGCACUCGCGGUGGUGCUGUGGGAGCUGGCGUGGGGUGCGCCGCUGCCUGCGCUGCUGGUCCGUCCUGAGGGUGCGGGCGUGCGGGAGUGGCUGUCACGUCAAGACCUGGUGGACCCUACGGCGGCGGAGGCCCUGCCGGCGUCGCUGCUGCCGUGGCCAGCACACGCGCCUUCUGGUUAUGUGUCUCUGGCUGGAGAGUGCCUUGCGGCGGCGCCUGCAGGACGGCCGUUGAUGCGUGUGGUGUGCGUGAGGUUGCGGGAGAUGUUGUUGAUGAUGGUGCAAUGAACGAAUGAUGAGCAGGACAGUUUGGACAGACGAAAGCUUACUUCUCAGGACAUCUGACGAAUAUGAGAAUCGGGCAGGGGAUCAGACCAGCACGCUCGAACAGGUCUGGUGGGUAUCCUGACAUUGUGCUGCUUCGCGCAGCCGUGUGCAUUGCAUGGUCUUAUUGAUGGCAACUUAUUGUAUACCGUACUAUGGGUCAUUUUGGACUUAAAAGCAAAGUAUGAACUCUUUCCGGCGGUGCUGUAAAUUAUGAUGGUGAUUUGGAACUACGAACGGCAUCGUGCUGCUAUGCAGCUGAGGAAGACAUAGAGAGUGCAAUAGAGAGUGCAAUACUUAGAGAGUGACGGAGUUGUCGUGGGUACCGCAGCAGUGACGAGCAAUGGAGACGCGUGCGCUUACUUAAUAUGUCUUCGAAUGGUGGAUUCCUCAUAAGGCCAUUUUUCCACGCUUCUGAGAAGAAGUAUUACGAGUAUAUGUUGUGGGAUAACGGUUGUGAGGGUC
Messenger RNA from Chlamydomonas reinhardtii, 7413 nucleotides. RefSeq lists its product as uncharacterized. The record is from RefSeq and is a predicted model, not a curated record. Gene Ontology annotation, molecular function: protein tyrosine kinase activity; ATP binding. The transcript is spliced from 5 exons. The coding region runs from base 151 to 6912 and encodes 2253 amino acids. NCBI's taxonomy places the organism in Eukaryota, Viridiplantae, Chlorophyta, Chlorophyceae, Chlamydomonadales, Chlamydomonadaceae. Gene Ontology annotation, biological process: protein phosphorylation.